Arabidopsis lyrata subsp. lyrata is the source of this 2478-nucleotide messenger RNA. RefSeq names its product probable mediator of RNA polymerase II transcription subunit 26b. Lineage: Eukaryota; Viridiplantae; Streptophyta; Magnoliopsida; Brassicales; Brassicaceae. The record is from RefSeq and is a predicted model, not a curated record. Bases 629 to 1969 code for a protein of 446 amino acids. The transcript has 8 exons. Gene Ontology annotation, cellular component: nucleus.
UACAGAGACUUCAAUCAGAGAAUUAAUUUUUUCUCUUUCUUCUGAAUUAAUAAUAAGAAAAAGAAGAAGCUUUCUUGUUGAAUUGAAUUUGUAGCUGGUAUAACGUAGUAGCACUUGGGUUUUAAGAUAGACAACGUAACCAAAAACUGUUUCAUGUUUUGUCUGUUUUUCCUCUUUUGGUUUUUUUGAGUUUCCUCUUUCUCAUCUUUGCGGUGCAUUUUUCUAAUUUUCUCGGGAAAAUCCUUUGUGGGCUUUCCGGGAAAGUUUUUUGUCAGAUUCGGAAACAGAUUAAAAGCGGAGCCAAAAAUAAAAUAAUAGAAAUCCAUAAGAACUACCAAACAGAUUUUGUGUUUAUCUUUAUAGAUUCUUUUGAUCUCGUUUGAUCAUCUUCAAAGUCUCAACCUUUAAGAUUUUGAUCCUUUUAUGGUAAUUAAGACAUUGAAACAAAUCUUCUGGGUAGAUUUUGGCUCUUCUCUGAUCUUCUCUUUUCUGAUUCAAUCUUAACGAUCCCAAUCUUCUUCUUCUUCUUCCUUUUCUGGGAAAAUUUUGGCUCCUUCUGAAUUUUUGUGGGAAAAUUGAAUUGAAUCCGAUUAGUUGGAUCGACAAGAAUCGGAUUCGAAUUUUGACGAUGAAAGCAUCAGGUUCGUUAGAUAGCUGGAGAGAAUAUUUCCGGCGAGGAGAUUCCGAUAUUUUCGGGAUCAUCGAUCAUGCGAUCAUGGUGGCUGCUACUGAUUGUCCUAACAAAUUCAAAUCCAGAAGAGACAAAAUCGCCGAGCUUUUAUUCUCCUGCAGAGUGAGCCGCUGCAUCGGAUGCGACCAUCUCGAAUUGUCUGUUCCCGGAGACGACGAGGGUAAUCGCGGCCGUGGAGCCACCGGUGACGGCGGUGGUGGUACGGCGGUUGAUGAAGAUUAUGAGGUUGGUGGUAGUAAAGAGAGCAAAGCUAAUAGUAGCAGAGGAGAUAAUAAUCAUAUCGAUGAGACGAAUUUGAAUAGUAAUCAGAUUGUUAGCAAUUAUACAUUUGAUGAAGCUGAGGCUUUGAGUGAUGAGAUUGAAGAGUUUUCUGUGGUUUCUAAGGAGGUUGCUAGGAUCAAAGAGAUCUUGCUCAACAAAGAAGAUGAGCCAAACUCGGUGUUACUCGAUUCUUUAAGACAUCUUAAGUUGAUGUCUUUGAAUGUGGAUAUUCUUAAGAGUACUGAGAUUGGAAAGGCUGUUAAUGGCCUGAGGAAACAUGGUUCUGAUAAGAUUCGACAACUUGCAAAGACUCUUAUCGCAGAGUGGAAGGAGUUGGUGGACCAAUGGGUGAAUACCACAAAGGAAAUUACUGGUGCUGAAGGUACACCAGAGUCUGCAAACCCGUCUGUCGUUGAUGAAGAAGAAGCAUUUCCAUCGCUUCCAUAUGAUGUCGAUAUCUUUACACCAGAACCAAACGGAUUUGAAAUCUCACACUUCUUUGAUUCCUUGGACUUUGAUGGAAAUCCUCGUAACUCUAAAGAAUACAACACAAGCCGAGAGCACGAAAGAAGACCACAAAAUAUCGCCAAGAGAAAACCCGAGGGAACACAAAUGAGGAUACAAGAUGCUCCUUUUAGAUCUAUUAAGCCAUCAUCAGAUGCUGAUUUUGAUGGGACUAGAAGACCUCUAAAGCAAAAUACAGAGCAAAGGAUGAAGAACGAAACUGUAUCUGUUCACAAGUCUGAAAAACCCAUGAUCCAAAGGAAACCGGUUGUUACAGAACAGAAGCGGAAAGCUCCCGGACCUCAACAAGAAAAACUUAAAGGUCUUGAUGCAGACGCAAAGUUUGAGUUUGCAAAGAGGAAACUUCAAGAGAGCUACCAGCAUCAUGAGAAUGCCAAGAAGCAGCGAACGAUACAAGUACUUGAGAUGAUCCCAAAGCAAGGUAGUGCUCAGAAACCGCAACUCAAGAGACCUGGAAUGAGCAACAGGAAUUGGGCUAACGGGCGGAAAUAGCUUCUUCUCUGUCAAAAUGGUGAAUAACUCUCGGCAAAAGUCAUUUUACUCCAUACUUACCACACAUAUCUCGCAAUCUCUGGUGCAAUAAAAGGUAAACAGAGUCAAGUUCCACAAGCUGGAGACAGUAACAAGCAGAGGAGAAGGAACAGAAUCCAACAUAACUUUACUUUGAACAAACUGUUUUCUCCUCUGUUUUGUUCAGUCUUGGAUUCACCAAUUGCAGCAAGAUAGGGAUACCAAUUAUUGUUUCUUUUAUGUGUUCUUACUACAUUCUUGAGACUUUCGGUACAGUUUCGGUUUAGUCGGGUUAUGUUCGGUUUUGGGACAAGGAGAGAGGUCCCUUUACGUAUAUCUCAUACAGUAUAAAAUAUAGUAAAAGAGGGUAGAAAAGCUCAUUCGAAUUGACCGGCUCUUCACCUAACUUUGUAUAGUAAUGUGAAAUGAUUUGGGACACAAUAUAAGGAUGACGACAUUUUUUUUCCCAAAUAAAUAAAUAUAUUUAAUGA